CCUUGCAUACACCCAGGCAGAAAUACCACAAAGAAAGCGAAGAUACAUCAAACAAUGGCCUCGUUGAUCUCAUCUUUAAAAUACCUGACAUCCCCCACGCACCCUCCAACACUGCACACGACACAACCCACGCUCUCAACAACCACGUACACAGUCUCCACACGCCGACCUUCCCAUCCAGUCGCAUCGGCUCUCAACACCAUUUUCAGGAUCCUAAUCGCGAUAUCGGUAUCAACAGUUGUAUUCCUGCGUGUCCGAGGCGUCGACUUAGCUUUAGAAUGGGGAGUAAACAACGCAUGGGCAGUACGAGGGAAUGACGUGCUCCAAGAAUGCGAGGGCGUGUAUGUGUAUAUCGGUGCGGUGGCGGUGCUGUGGGGUGUUGUGCUGAGGAGGGGGUAUACAGAGGAAUCUUUGACGCUGAUAACGCAUCUCGGUCUGCAAACUUCGACGACGUCGUCGAUUUACCUUCGCGCGCCUACCACGCGUUUUAUCCCUACGACUAGUAUCCAGGAUCUGUUCAUCCAUGAAGCGUUUAAGGGGUUUGAGGUCAAGUUUUAUUUGGCGGUUGUGGUGAGGGGUGAGAAGGAUGUGGUUGUUGUUUUUCCGAGGUUGAUGCCCAGACGCGGGAUUUUGGAGGUUGUUUGGAGAGGGGGGCGGGAGUGCUUGUGGGGGGUUGGUAGAGGGGGGGAGGACGGGAAGUGA
Molecule: messenger RNA, 702 nt
Organism: Periconia digitata
Lineage: Eukaryota; Fungi; Ascomycota; Dothideomycetes; Pleosporales; Periconiaceae
Source: the annotation of a GenBank genome assembly